AGAAGAAUCAUAACCUUUUCUCACUCUACUUUCUCUCUACAGUUCCACAACUAACCACCAACCCGCUCUGCCUUCCGCUCGCCGCCUCUUUUUCGUCGACCGCCGACCGGAGACGCCGUCCUGCUUGGUUACGUCAGCUUCUCUCGAUUCCGUACGGACGACGGAGACACUCCUAUCUCCAUAUUUGUGGGUAUUAUGUGCUGUGAACACGGCGCAACUGUUAUUGGUUGACUGCUUGCUGUGAAUAGAUCUUACUUUGUAUGUGAGCAAGCAUGGGCUCUGCGUGUUGUGUAGCUGCAAGAGAUAGAACCAUAUCAAAUGGAGCAGCUAGUGAAAUUUUGCAACGGAAUGUCAGGUAUUCGCCAUCAUGGAGCUUCCGAUGGGAUAAUCGAGGACGAGUAGCUGGUGAAGAGACAUCCGUGAAUUGGUCUUCUGAUGGAGUUGGUGGCAAUGAUAGAUUGGAAUUUAAGUCUGGUACAACUGUUGAAACAGUAUGUCCAUCUGAAGAUGGAAGCCCAUUGGAUAGUUUCAGGUCAUUUCCAUGGCAAAAGUCACCCACUUCUGAAAGAAACAUGGGAAGUUCAACGCAUCCUUCAACAGAUCCAUUGGUGGACAGCCAGGACAGGAAUUCUACAGAGGUAAAAGAGUCAACAGGAUCUCCUGCAGUAUCAUUCCCAUCUCCUGUAAAGCUGUCCCCAUCGGCACCUUCAGUUUCAUCUUUUCCAACGUCACCUUUGUCAUCACAAAGUCAAGUGCCUCCUGCUAACUUGACUUCAUCAAGGUUGCCUCAUCACUCUCCUGGGCGUCGUCUAUCACGGCAUGUAUCUGAUACUGGUGUACCAGGAAUCAAGUCCCCAACUUUCUCAGUGUCUGAAGAAGCGUCGUCUUUCAUUCUCCCUGGUUGGAGCAAUGAAUCUACUCGAGGAUCUUAUGGUGGAUCAUCAGAUGGAUGGUCUGUUCCUUCCUUUCCUGAAUUCCUGACAACUUCUCGGAGGGGGAGAUGGUCAUUUGAUAGUGAAAGCUUUGGCUUCCAUCGUGAUAAAGUUGCCAGAUCUAGUGGAAGAAAUUCUGGUUCUCCCUCGCUUGAUCUCCGAACCUGUGGCAUAUGCGCAAAGCUGUUAACAGAUAAAUCUUUGUGGGGUAGUCAGAAAAUUAUAGCCUCUAAUGAACUGGCUGUUGUUGCUAUUCUAACUUGUGGGCAUGUUUUCCAUGCUGAGUGCUUGGAGAAUAUGACAUCUGAAAUCAACAAGUAUGACCCAGCUUGCCCCGUCUGUACUUACGGGGAGAAGCAAGCAUUGAAGAUGUCUGAAAAGGCACUGAAAGCUGAGAUGGAGUUAAAAGCUAGAAAGAGAUACAAGAAUCGGAUUGUUGACAGCAAUUUUAGUGGCAAUCUUUCUGUAUUAGACCGUCAGAAAAGUAGUGGACACGAGGGGAGGUAUCCCAAGAUGAGCUCAAGUUCCAGCAUGAGAAGUUCAUCAGGGAAGACCUUCAUGAGGCGCCACUUUUCAUUUGGGUCAAAGGGGAGCACCAGAACCUUGUCUGAGAGUCUUUCUACUCGAAAGAGGAUAUUUUUCUGGGCAAAAUCUAGCAGGGAGUAAGCUUCUCCCUAGAAAUAAUAGUUUGCAGAUAUAAUGGAUGACCACCUUCCUCUUCUAGCUUGCUUGAUCUUUAGAGCAUAUUGUCUUAUGGGUUCCUUGCCAAGGAACACGGUGUUCUACUGGCAGAUUUAGGUUAGCUUUCGAAGAUACACUGUAAACAAGGGGAAACAAUGCAAAUAGAAAAGACAAUCAAUUAUUAGGUUUACAAAAGGGAAUUGAGAGUAGUUAUUUAUCUGUGUACAUUCACAUUGGAUUGUUUUGCACUUUCAUUUCAAGCGCUUGCAAAUAUUCUCAGGAUUCUUUGUGCUUGUGCUCUUAUUUUACUUAGCUCUCUAAUUGUGGAAGGCA
This is a messenger RNA of Ipomoea triloba (trilobed morning glory), 1946 nucleotides long. RefSeq lists its product as uncharacterized. Bases 273 to 1598 code for a protein of 441 amino acids. NCBI's taxonomy places the organism in Eukaryota, Viridiplantae, Streptophyta, Magnoliopsida, Solanales, Convolvulaceae. The transcript is spliced from 5 exons. The record is from RefSeq and is a predicted model, not a curated record. Gene Ontology annotation, molecular function: metal ion binding.